This is a messenger RNA of Ilex paraguariensis (yerba mate), 690 nucleotides long. The record is from the annotation of a GenBank genome assembly. NCBI's taxonomy places the organism in Eukaryota, Viridiplantae, Streptophyta, Magnoliopsida, Aquifoliales, Aquifoliaceae.
AUGCAGGGAAAUUACCAGACACUGGGAAGCUCCGGGAGGGAAAAAUUGGGUGGAGGAGAGGGUGCAUCGACGCCGGCGAGAAAGGGCGGUGGUGGAGGUGGCUACAGGUAUAGAGAGUGCCUGAAGAACCACGCCGUGGGAAUCGGUGGACACGCCGUGGACGGUUGCGGAGAGUUCAUGCCUGCCGGAGAAGAAGGAACAUUAGACGCUUUGAAAUGCGCUGCUUGCAAUUGCCACCGUAACUUCCACCGCAAAGAGACGGAAGGCGAGGGUUUUCAUCAACCCCACCACCACCACCAACCUCCACCACACCACCAGCCAUUUUCAACUUACUAUCACCGCACCGCCCAUCCAUCUGGUUACCUCCACGUGACCCCACCAUCACAACACAGGCCUUUGGCACUGCCUUCCACCUCUAGAGAAGACGAAGAUGUGUCUAAUCCUAGUAGUAGCGGUGGCGGUGGCGGUGGUGGAAGUGGUGUCGGUGGUUCGAAGAAGCGGUUCAGGACCAAGUUUACGCAGGAGCAGAAGGACAAGAUGCUGGCUUUGGCGGAGAGUUUGGGGUGGCGCAUCCAGAAACAAGACGAAGCUGCGGUGGAGCAGUUUUGCACAGAGACUAAUGUAAGGCGACAAGUCCUCAAGGUUUGGAUGCACAAUAACAAGCACACACUCGGUAAUCUAACAGGCUGA